AAAAUGUAGUCUAUUUACUCAUAUAAAAAACCUCAUUUCUCUUCUCGUUAAACCUCCCUCCCUCUCUCUCUGGUUCCUCCGACUCCAACCUCUCCCUCAAGCUCAGUAACCCGACUCCGACCAUCUCCCUCAGCCCCCCGAUCCCUGUUAUCUCCGUCUCUCACGGCUGACGGCGCUGACGCUCACACCCGCACCCCGUCGACUACGAUCUCGACCCACCCUCUCUCAAACUCUCACAGCCUCUACGCGGUGAUUGAGACUAGAAUUCGAAGUAGGAGUUUUCCGAGAAGAGCACAAAGAUAUAAAGAGCCAAAGCAAAAACCCUCUGUCGGAGCUCGAAACCUCCCUCUCUCAAAAUGAGUACCAUGAAGUUUUGCCGUGAAUGUAACAACAUCCUAUACCCAAAGGAAGACAGAGAUAACAAGAUUCUCCUCUAUGCGUGCCGCAACUGUGAUCACCAGGAAAUUGCUGAUAACAACUGUGUCUAUAGAAACGAGAUUCAUCACUCUGUUGGAGAACGCACUCAGGUAUUGCAAGAUGUGGCUGCAGAUCCGACUCUCCCUCGGACUAAGGCUGUUCGUUGUGCUCAAUGCAACCACGGAGAAGCUGUCUUUUUCCAGGCUACUGCUAGAGGUGAGGAAGGAAUGACUUUGUUCUUUGUUUGCUGCAACCCCAACUGUGGCCAUAGAUGGAGGGAUUGAUUUUCAUUUGUAAAAUGGCAGAAUGGAUUUAUGUUGUAUUUGAUGUGGUGAAAAUAUGCUUCUUUCCUUCACCUAACAAAUUGAGGAUGUGACUGUGAAGGAGUUUGUAAGAGCCUUUGUCAAAGACUGAAUCCUUAACAUUCAACCGAUGAUUUCUAACUGAACAACUAUAAUUUUGACAUGAUAAUCGAACAAAUUUCAGGCCACAAACACAGAGCUGUACUGCUUAUUCCAUCAUCUUUUCUGUUCCAAAGUUUUCAUCUCUUAUCUAAUGAAUCCGUUGCUGGAAUUGAGAUCUCAUUUGAAGAUAAAGAUUUUAAAUAUCUGGAGUUUCUUUUUGUAUAUUAUGUUGAUGAUCUGAUUCGCAAGGACCAUCAUUGGGAAUUGUUUGAUCGUUCUUCUCUUAGCAGGUCUUCCUUUUUCUUGUGCUUUCUGUUUGCUUGCCUUAAGCAAGUAAUUCGGCUCUUGAAAAUUCUCCUCAUGUGUAAGGGGUCAGGUCAUGUCUUCCUUUGUGAGAUACCCACAAAUUACACCCCAUCCCCUAUGAAACUUUGUAUAGCAUUGACUUCUUCCAUUUAAUCUUUAGCUAUUUCAGACCAAUCUUUCUCUUC
Humulus lupulus (European hop) is the source of this 1312-nucleotide messenger RNA. Its product is annotated as DNA-directed RNA polymerases II, IV and V subunit 9A. Gene Ontology annotation, biological process: maintenance of transcriptional fidelity during transcription elongation by RNA polymerase II; DNA-templated transcription; transcription-coupled nucleotide-excision repair. The record is from RefSeq and is a predicted model, not a curated record. Lineage: Eukaryota; Viridiplantae; Streptophyta; Magnoliopsida; Rosales; Cannabaceae. The transcript has 5 exons. Gene Ontology annotation, cellular component: RNA polymerase II, core complex. Gene Ontology annotation, molecular function: nucleic acid binding; zinc ion binding; DNA-directed RNA polymerase activity. Bases 357 to 701 code for a protein of 114 amino acids.